Sardina pilchardus (European sardine) is the source of this 6518-nucleotide messenger RNA. Its product is annotated as solute carrier organic anion transporter family member 5A1. NCBI's taxonomy places the organism in Eukaryota, Metazoa, Chordata, Actinopteri, Clupeiformes, Clupeidae. The record is from RefSeq and is a predicted model, not a curated record. Gene Ontology annotation, cellular component: plasma membrane. Bases 670 to 3387 code for a protein of 905 amino acids. The transcript is spliced from 10 exons. Gene Ontology annotation, molecular function: protein binding. Gene Ontology annotation, biological process: sodium-independent organic anion transport; transmembrane transport.
CUCAUUCAGAGAUAGAGUCCGCUCCGGGAAAACAACAGCCUACCUCCUCCUGUCCUAUAAUUCGACGCAGCUGUUGGGACAGAAUAGCGGAUCGGCUACCUUCCGACGACCUGCCGAGCACUGACAAGUAACAAAGAGCUAUCAAAUUGGCCACAUGCGGAUUCUGUAAACGUUACGAUUGGUUCAGAGAGAAGAUGACUUUAACAUGAAGCUGUUCUGUUAGUUUGAUGUGACUAUUGUGCUCUAAAACAAUUACAGUUGUUUUUAUGUUCAUGCUCAAUUGUCUCUAUAGAACAAUUGUGGACACGUUUACAUAACUAAUGUUAGUGGCAUAUCUAAGGUAGGCUAUUUAAUGUAGCCUAAUCCUGGCAGAAUAGGAUCAAUAUAUGGAUUUAAAUAUUCUGCUACUGGAGUGCUAGCAUGAUAUAAUAGUGACAUUAGUGACCAUGAACAGAUCAGUCAGACACUGUCGGAGAUGCAAAUAGAAAUGCAAAUAAAUCAUGCUAUCUGCUAGAGGGGCCAGUACCUUCUUGCCUCUACUAACAGGGCUGCAACUUCACUCAAGCUCACAGCCCUGUGGUAGCAGAGUCUUGUCUGGCAUCUGGCAUUGAUAAAGGAAUCCAAAAAGCACCUCCAGGACAGUGUUAGAGCUUUAACUUUGGACUCGCCAUGACUUCCUCGGACAACGAUGAGACGGGGAGCGACAUAUCGGAGUCUCUGGAAGUCCAAGACUUCCAGGGCAACUACGGCGACUCGGCCAACUACUACAAGUCCAAGAGCUUGCCCAUCCUCAACGGGGGCCGCCUGCCCGGGGGCGAGCUGCUGCCCGAGCCGCGGAUGGUGUGCACGACGCAGACGUCCGUCAACGACGGCGACCGCAGCUCGGCGCUGAGCGACCUCCAGCAGAGGACGGACUCCAGCCUGGCCGAGUCGCCCACGCGGACGGACUUCUCGCCCUCGGCGUCCAGCACGGUGGGCCUGAGCAGCUCGGCGCGCGUGGACGCCAACCGCUCGGCGGGCGGCGGCGGCGGGGGCAAGAAGCUCGGCUUCUCCUUCGCCCGGCUGGCGCGCUUCUCGGCGCGCAAGUACGUGCAGGUGAUCCUGGCCGACUCGCGCUGCUUCCUCUUCUGCAUGUGCUACCUGACCUUCAUCCAGUCGCUGAUGGUGUCCGGCUACCUCAGCAGCGUCAUCACCACCAUCGAGAAGCGCUACAGCCUGCGCAGCUCCGAGUCGGGCCUGUUGGUCAGCUGCUUCGACAUCGGCAGCCUGCUGGUGGUGGUCUUCAUCAGCUACUUCGGGGGCCGCGGUCAGCGCCCGCGCUGGCUGGCCGUGGGCGGGGUCUUCAUCGCGGUGGGCGCGGCGCUCUUCUCGCUGCCGCACUUCAUCUCGCCGCCGUACCAGAUCCUGGAGGUCAACUCGUCCGCGGGCAACGAGGGCCUGUGCCUCAACGCCAACAACGGCAGCGGGCGCGACACGCUGGACGUGGCGUCGUGCCCGCGCGACCAGGAGGGCAACGAGCACAACCUCUACGUGGCGCUCUUCGUCUGCGCCCAGAUCCUGGUGGGCAUGGGCUCCACGCCCAUCUACACGCUGGGACCCACCUACCUGGACGACAACGUGAAGAAGGAGAACGCCUCGCUCUACCUGGCCAUCAUGUACGUGAUGGGGGCCCUGGGUCCAGCGGCGGGGUACCUGCUUGGCGGAGUUCUGAUCGGGUUCUAUGUGGACCCCAAAACCGUCGUCAACAUCGACCAGAGCGACCCACGCUUCGUGGGCAACUGGUGGAGUGGCUUCCUGCUGUGCUCCAUCGCCAUGCUGCUGGUCAUCUUCCCCAUGUUCACCUUCCCCAAGAAGCUGCCGCCGCGCCACAAGAAGAAGAAGAAGAAGAAAAAGCUCAGCGCCGCCGACGACGUGUCCAGCGACGACGAGGUCAUGAAGGAGAAGUCCAACAGCAAGGGCCAGACCGUCACCUCCUCCAUGGGCUUCGGCAAGGACAUCAAAGACAUGCCCAAGGCGGCCGUGCGGAUCCUGAGCAACAUGACGUUCCUGUUUGUCAGCCUGUCCUACACGGCCGAGAGCGCCAUCGUCACUGCCUUCAUCACCUUCAUCCCCAAGUUCAUCGAGUCGCAGUUCGGCAUCCCCGCAUCCAGCGCCAGCAUCUACACCGGCGUGAUCAUUGUGCCCAGUGCCGGUGUGGGCAUCGUGCUGGGCGGCUACAUCAUUAAGAAGCUGAAGCUGGGCGCGCGGGAGUCGGCCAAGCUGGCCAUGAUCUGCAGCGGCGUGUCCCUGCUCUGCUUCUCCACGCUGUUCAUCGUGGGCUGCGAGAGCAUCAACCUGGGCGGCAUCAACAUCCCCUACACCACAGGGCCUACGCUCACCAUGACGCACAGGAACCUGACGGGGAGCUGUAACGUGAACUGCGGCUGUAAGAUCCACGAGUACGCCCCCGUGUGCGGCUCCGACGGGAUCACCUACUUCAACCCCUGCCUGGCCGGCUGCAGCACCGUGGGCAACGACAGCACCGGGAUCCGCAACUACACGGACUGCGCCUGUGUCCAGAGCCGGCAGGUCAUCACUCCGCCCUCGGGCGGCCAGGGUCACCAGCUGCAGCUGGUCAUCGUCAAGACCUACCUGAACGAGAACGGCUUCGCCCUGUCGGGGAAGUGUGACCGCACCUGCAACACGCUCAUCCCCUUCCUCAUCUUCCUCUUCAUCGUCACCCUCAUCACGGCCUGUGCACAGCCCUCCGCCAUUAUAGUCACCCUCAGGUCUGUGGAGGAGCAGGAGAGGCCCUUUGCCCUGGGGAUGCAGUUUGUGCUGCUAAGGACUCUGGCCUAUAUUCCGACCCCUAUCUACUUCGGCGCGGUGAUCGACACCACGUGCAUGCUGUGGCAGCAGGACUGUGGCGUGCACGGCUCGUGCUGGGAGUACGACGUCACCUCCUUCCGCUUCGUCUACUUCGGCCUGGCGGCCAGCCUCAAGUUCGUGGGCUUCGUCUUCAUCUUCCUCACCUGGUACUCCAUCAAGUACAAGGAGGAGCGGCAGGAGCGCUGGCGCCAGACGCUGCCGCCGCCGCUGGGCACCGUCAGCGACAUGAUCUGCCACGCCGGCGGGCACAAGAGCCACGCGCGCACCCGCUCCUGCCCCGUGUUCACGCCGCGGCCCGAGGCAGGGGACGCCGCCGCGCACGGCUUGGGUCACCACCUUCAUCUUCACCCUCAUCAUCAUCAGCAGCAUCAGCAACAGCAGCACUACGCCGCGCCCGGAUCACUGCUGGGCUUGGGCCUCCAGCACGGCCAUCAAAACAGCUACAGUUGCCCCGGUAACGCGCUCAAAGCAAUAACCCCGCCCAACCGCUCGCUGCAGGAAGUCGCCGCCCAAAUGUGAGGGGGCAGGCUGCCGCUUUGUCGCACCUCGGAACACUCUCUCUCUCUCACACACACACUCUCUCACACACACACACACACGCAGGCAGCCUAUCACACACGGCCGUUUCUGGUUCCCGUCAUCCGCCAUGUGCCUUCGCGUCGCACUCUCCUCUUCCAAACAUGGCCGCCAAAUGCUGAUUGAUUGACUGACAGACAGACAGACAGACAGACAGACAGACAUACACACUCACACAGACAGACAGACAGACAGAAACACAGAAUCUCCCCUGACCUUAGGAGCAGUCUGGGGCAGAGCGUUUGGUGCCCGUGCUGAAAACGGCUCUCUUUUCUCGUGACUCCUCUCUGUUACAGUGCAUAUCGUUUGGUGGCCGUAGCCACCAGGAGCGUGUACACCGGGCUAACUUCAGAGAUUCUCGUUGGUUUUUUUUUUUUUUUAUUAUUAUUUGCAGUCAAACAUGUAUAUUUAAGGUGCUAAGUUGAGGGGAAGGGGGACACUGUACUUCUACGUCUGUGUGAGGUCUUGUACUGUACAUCAUGAUGACUUAUCAAACAGCUGCAUUCGAAGCACAAAAUUGAAUCCUGUACUAUGCAAGCUAUCAUAUUCUCCAGUGUUCCUCUGUGCUACUCAUAGCCGUACUGUCAUAAUUCAGCAGCAGUGUACGACAAAAGCGAAAACAACUUUCUCACGUUGAAUGUUUCUGGAGGACGGAGGAGAUAUGAUUCGUGUGGAUCAUAACGUGUGACCUAUGUUGCUCGUCAGUCCUUGUUAAUGAGUUAAGAGAUUUUCGGGCAUGAACCCCCCCCCCCCCCAAUUCACGGUCCCCUCUCGAAUCAGUGCCUCAGAGCUGCACCGGCGCUAAUGUGAGUGUGCCAGGCGGCAGCAGCAGCAGCAGACGUGGACAGCCUUCUCCAAGAACCGUACUCUUCGCCAGAGUCACCUCAAGCAUUAUUCAUAAGUGUGGAGUAACCAUCUGCUCUGAGGAGGACCUCUCUCUCUCUCUCACACACACACACACACACACACACAGACACAGACACUCAUAAUUCACACUACAUACUGCAAUGUCAUAUGUAGACACUUCUCAGUUUGAGGGUAUCUUUGCAUUGGAAGGAGCCUAAAGGGUUCUUAGCCCCAUUCUAAGAGCCUGGAGUGCAGCCCUGUGUUUGGUGCUGCACCACCCAAAGCCCUCGCUCCACCCUAAGCCCUCGCUCCACCCUACUGCUGCAGGAGAGUCUAUCCACACACAUUCAGACACACCUGAGUCUGUAGAGGUCUCAUUCAAGGAGGACUUAAAAGAAAAUGACUGGUGUUUUUUAAAAAAUGUGUCACUGAGACUGAGGAACAGCAAACGACAGAGGAUGGAUGAGCUGAAAGGCCAUCUGCACGAGUUGCUCUCGUGGACAGAACAGUGCUCCCACUUCUCCCUGAAGGCAAACAUGACCCGGGAGAAGCAACACGUGGGAAUGUUAAGUGCAUUAACUUCUAAUUAGAUCGAGGCGAGUUAGAUUGGUUCAAUUUAAAAAGGAAACCGCUAGAUGUUUUCUCCUAAUGUUUAUUUUGUAUGUUGGGUCAGGGAACAUGGCCUCUCUAUUAACAAUAUAUUCAGAUUGUCAGGGCAAACUACUGCAAAAGUCAAAACUGAUGCUAUAAUCUGCAACUGCGUCAGUUGGCUCAGCAAUGUAUUGGGCUUCAAUAAUCUUAAACAUGUCUGUAGGAGUUGCAUAUUAGUGCAUUCCACAUUUAAACUAGUGCAAUAAGCAUGCAUUCAGUAAUGCCCCAAAAAAUGAUUAUAUACAGAAAUAUUUUCAACAGAAAAUGCACAUGUGUAAAUAGUGGCUGUGAUUUGAUGCUACUCUUCUUUCAAGGUGUUCUAGCACCCCCUGCUGACCAAAGGAGAUAUGAACAGGAUGCAUCUGACAAACAUGUUUUUAUUCUGACUUAAGACAUCCCUAGGUGCGAAAGAUAUCAAUAUCAGUAUUAAUACUGCUGUAUAGGGAUAGUAGAGAACUAUGGUUUAAAGGUGUGGAUUGUAGAAGGUGAUCUUUAAAUGUGAAAAAUAUUUUAAAAAAUAUAAAAAUACUUGGCCAUUCUUGGGAAGGAUACUUUGAAGUGAGAUUGUAUGAAACUUCUGAGCCAUUGGUGUCCAGAUCACCCAAAAGAUACAAAAAGCAAAAAAGUUUAAUAUUAUAUGUGACAAUUGUGUUUGGACAAACAGUGUAUCCAGCCACACUGUACCUAGUGUGUUUAACAAGAUUUGUAUUUAAAUCCUGUUUCCUAAUGCCAUAGCAAUGUAAAUAUUUUCAGUAAAGUCUGAAACAUUACUGUAGAACUCACAUCUAGCUAGAUAUCUAUUUAAUUAACCGACUUAAUGAAUUAUAGACAGCAAAAUGCUACACAAAAGUAAAUCUCACUGGAAACUGCAUAUUCGUGUUUCUGUGCCUGAAUUACCUACAGUAUCUAUAAAGCAAAAAGUGUUGAAAAUCAUUUUGGGGAGGAAGGGUUGCCUUUUGCAAUGCAGGUGAUUGUUUCUUUUUAAACAGGAACUGCAUCUAGAUCUGUUCUUAGGAUUCCAAUCUGCUAGACAUCUGCAAGACCGUUUUGUCCAUCUGUCUAAAAUAUUUGUUACAAAAUUUGGAAACAUCUACUGUACCACCAUGCCUCCACAAUUCAUGACGAGAAAGUGACGUUUUUUUAAAAAAAUAUGUGGAUGCUGUGGAGGUGCUGUCAUCGUCUUUUGGUGGGGGUGGGAGGGGAAGUUGGGAGCUGAUGGGGCUCAAUGUGUUUGUUUGAACAACUCGUGACACAGGUGAAGUUGGACAUUUAUAACAGACAGCUCCAUAGCUCUUCUCGCGCGGCUCUACACUCUGCGGUCUCUGUACGUGUUGUGUGAGUAGACACUGUGGGCUGUUCUGGACUCUGAUCAUGUGGAUUAUUUCAGGUAGACUGUACAGUAGAGUACUUUUCCCUCCUCUUUCAUUUCUAUCAAUAUUUUAUGUAUUUAUUUAAUUACGAGCAGAUGUAUUCAAAAGGUGAAGCUCUUGCUUUGUGUUCCUCAGGAACAUAAGUCGAUACAUCAUUUGUGAACGGUUUGUUUACAAAAACCUUGAAUACUUGAUAUUUGUCAUUAA